Poecilia latipinna (sailfin molly) is the source of this 2393-nucleotide messenger RNA. Its product is annotated as torsin-1A-interacting protein 2-like. Bases 128 to 1708 code for a protein of 526 amino acids. The record is from RefSeq and is a predicted model, not a curated record. The transcript is spliced from 8 exons. Gene Ontology annotation, biological process: membrane organization. Gene Ontology annotation, cellular component: membrane. NCBI's taxonomy places the organism in Eukaryota, Metazoa, Chordata, Actinopteri, Cyprinodontiformes, Poeciliidae. Gene Ontology annotation, molecular function: ATPase activator activity.
UCCCCAGCAACAAAUCAGGGAAGUUUACGCACAGACUGACUGCUAUCCGUUUCAUGUCAUGAUGUUUCACUUUUUUGUUUAAAUUUUUGCUGAUUUGAGGCUACAUCCCAUCGAUUUGAGACCGAGAAUGGAUUCAAAGGCGGCUAAAAAUAAGGCUCCGGGCCAAUUGAGACGGUCGUUAAGGCAGACGGGGAAAGUACUCGGCGUUGAGCCAACUCCAAGGGGUCCUCUGAAAAGGACCAGAAAGACGUCAGAACCUCAGUCGUCACCAGCAGCUAAAGGUGCAAAAAAUGUGGAGAACGGGUUGGAUGAGGAAGAGUCUCCUCCCAAGAAGUACCGGUUGGAUGCCGGAGAGGGACAUGAUGACAACCUUAGUGAUGAUGACAUGGAGGUCCAGGAAUCAGUCAAAGACACAGAGAACGGUGAGGACCUGGAAAUGGAUGUGGUUGAGGAGCCAUUAAAAGAGACCAGUCAACCAAAAACAUACAAAGACCACUAUGAAUUUGUGAACCUUUCCCCUCGCGUCGUCCUUCAUAAAUCCAACCCCCCCCUUUCUCCAUAUGAAGAUUCGCAAGGAAUGAAGACUAAAAAAGCUGAAGUAAAAGCACCUUCACUGCCCAACAAGGCUCAUUCACACGUCAAACCAGCAGAAACCAGGCCUGCCAUGCCGAUCACCAGCAUGGAUGAGUAUAAGAGGAAAAUGGAGGCCAAAGCCAGGAGUGCAGACGAAGCCACGUCGUCUCUGGUUGUACCCAGACCUUACCAAGUCUCUCAACGUGUAAACUCAACUUCGGAGAAAAUGUACCUAACCAAACCACAUGUAAACAACAUUCCUGAUCAAAAAAAGGCAGAUCAGCUGACAGAACAAGAUGGAAAAAAGAAAACGGCCGGGACUGAGAUAAGCUCCGGAAAUUCUUGUAGAGGGUUUUUUUGGUAUUUAUGGCGCUUGCUUUUGUUGGUGCUGCUCAGCUCUGCCACCCUGCUGGCUUACCGGAUCCUCCCUGUGCUCCAGAGUAAAGCAGGAGGGGGAGGAGGGCAACGAUCCCGAGAAGCGAUGCCAGAAAGGUUUUCUGACAGCUUGUCGCUCCUCCAGUCUCAAUUCCCGAGUCAGCGUGAAGAGCUGUGGAGGAGAAUCCAGAUCCACCUGGAGAAGCACCUUAAAACCGCUGAGCCCACCGAGCCAGUGAGUCUGAUCUUGGUAGCAGGUCUCAAGGCAGAGAGGACUCUGCUGUGCUUGGCUCGGGGCCUGGCCUCCGCCUACUCAUCCGCCCUCAACGGCUCUGCCUUCCUCAUUGACGGGGUGAGUAAAGCCGGCCAGGACAGCGACAAGGUAAAGCUGGACGUCGACAAGCAGCUGCAGGCGGCUUUCGAGGGAGACAAGCCAGCGGCGGUCAUCCACCGCUUUGAGGAGCUGCCUCCGGGCUCCACCAUCAUUUUUUACCGUUACUGUGAUCACGAGACCGCCGCCUACAAGCAGGCGUUCCUGUUGUUCACCGCGCUGCUGCCGCAAAACGAGAUCGGCAGUGAGCUGAACCUGAAUGGGGUGGAGGAGCUGGUGCAGAGCCACGUGGAGGCAAAGCUGGUGGACCCCGAAGGCAAAGCCUCCUUCAAUGAAAUGGAUAUUGACAAGUUCGGCGGGCUGUGGAGCCGCAUCUCCCAUGUGAUUCUGCCUGUGGUGUCUGAGGUGAACCAGGAAGAAUGCCAAUGAGUUAUUUUUUUGUUUUAUGUUUUUUUAAGGAUGCAAUGAUAUGGGUACUAUGACCAGAUAUACCACAGAAAUUUGUCUUUUUAGACACGUUUUACACACAGAUUUCCUUUAAAAUGUUUGAAGGAUGCAUUGACAGCUCUAACAGAGAUGAAAACCUACUGAAGUUGCAGUUUUUUUCCCCUCUUUUAAAGAUCAGAUCUAACAUCAUUUCACUUGACGUUGACACAUACAGGAUGUUUUUCCACUCGAUUUUGUUGUAAACAACAACUUCUCCUUUUGUUUUGUCCCUUUUUCUGAAGCACUUUUUCUUCAGCAACAAUCACAUAGAAUUCAUCUUUAAAGUUAACAAAUGUUACAAGUUUCUGUAGAUCUGCUUUUCUUAUAUUUCAAAUCUCAGAGAUGAGCUGACUAGACAUUCAAGGAAGUUUGACUGAUGUGCACUGAACAUGUGUGUUUGCUUUAAGCGUUCUCCUUUUCCAGAAUACUGGAUUUUACUAAAACAAGCAUUUUUUUGUGUGUGUGAUUUUUCAUCCUAAGAUGUAUUUUGUUGACGUGCUUUGAAGAUUUGCUUAUUUUUUAAUAUCUGUACAUAUAUAUAUAUACUGUAUGCUGGAUAUGAAAAGGAUCAAAAUGCUAGGAAUCCUGUUUAAAUGAGGUAGAUUUAAAAACCUGCAGGUUUAUAUGA